CCUUUUUGCCCACCCUCGACUACCUGAGCAUCUCUCCAAGUUUAGUGUCAAGUCAGAUCAUGACUAGUUGUGCGUUGACCAUGAUGGUCAUGUUGCCGCGCCCCCCCAGCAGUGUCCAAAUGUGUACCAACAGCUCUCACAAGCACCCUUCCUGAGAUCAUAGUCACCCAAAGAUACUGGGCUGCUUCAUUUGCCGCCCCCAAUGCAUUUUGCCGUUGGCGCCAAUCAUUUCUCGUUUGAUACCCUUCGUUAAAGGAAUCCUUCCAUGCUGAUGCCUGUUGCGAAAUAGCGAAGGAUCUAAUAUCUGCACUGCGCCAGAUCCUCAUACACUACUACAAGCAUCCAACCUGAGCCAACAGCACCCACUUGAAUUGACGCACGUUGCUGCAGCUUCUUUUUCCGUCAGCCAAGACUCGCUCUCCAUCCUUUGUCUUACACGAGACAAGGCGCCCUCUCUGGGUCUGCCAUUAUGACAAAGAUGCCCGUCGACACACCACCUCUUGUUGAAAAAACCAUGGCGAACAUUUCGUCAACCGCUCGUAAUUCUCGAGCCCUCAGCAUAUCAAGCGAUAGACCAUCCACCGUUGGUGUCCAGAGUCUCAUGUCGCCCCCCCUUUCUGUAUCACCAGAGGCAGCCUUCAUCGCUGCCUCUGCUGCUUCACAGAUUGUAACGAACGAUCAUGACAAUCACUCGGGGACAUGGUAUGAUCAAGUUGGUAUUGACCCUGCUGAGGGGACGGCACUCGUUGCCAAUGGCGCCCUUCUACUAGCGAAUAACUUCGUCGAUCAACUAUUAUUUAACGUGCUAGCCACUGCGAAAUCUACCACCCUUGCUUCGCUUCGUUCGGCUGUUAUCGACGUCCUCAAACCGAAACUUGCAAAGGAUGUGAUAAAUUCGGCCGAUGAAGAACUCCGGGAAUACCUUGGCGGCGGAGAGAUCGAAGACCUAGCUCGCCCCAAUGCCUCGGAAGUAUCAAGAGACUGGGAUCUCGAAUUAGUAUGGAAGCGAACACGGCUACGAUGCAUGGUUUAUUCCUCCCUAGGGGAUAUGGAGGAGGAAGACGAAGAUUACUACGUUCAACAAGAGCACCUUGGCGGAGGAGUUGGUGGUGCAGUGAACGAGGUUGUGUCCCCAGCAGUCGCUAUUUUCCUGACUUCUAUACUCGAAUUCAUGGGUGAGCAGGUUCUCAUUGUGGCUGGCCAAGCAUCAUUCAAUAGGUUACGUGCGAACUAUGAGAAGGAGGUCAAAGAUGGCGCUCGACAACCUGGCGACGUGUUUGAUCGAAUUGUUGUGGAAGAGUUAGACAUGGAACGUGUUGCUCUGGACAGGACUCUGGGUAGACUAUGGCGUGCAUGGAAGAAAAGGAUACGAUCUCCCAUGGAACCCAAUUUCUCCCGUCCGUUUUCUCGAAGCUCGGCAAAUGGUUUCGGAGCCUCACACCAACGGCGGGAAAGCACUGCUACAGAGCCCCCAGUCGUGCCACCAUCCGAGGAGUCAAAUACUGCCACUGGCGACCAGCCCAGCCAGCCAGUUGCCAUCCACGAUAACACCCACGAGCUUGAUGAAGCUUCAACCACAUGCGACGGAAGUAACCCGUUUGAUCCUUCUACGCUUCCCUUACCCGAUAGUGACAUUGAAGCUACGUAUAGCGAUGAAGAAGAAUCUGAAUAUGAAGAGCUUCCCUCGCGUCCAAAGAGUUGGUUUGUCAUACCCCAAGAGCACGAUCUCGGGAGCCAAUUUGCUUCAAAAUCCUCAAUCAAACGCACCCCGUCCCUUCCGUCUCGAAAGAAGCCUCGGUAUGAGACCUUCAAUACAACCAGUGAAUCUUUGAAGGAGCGCACGCCAACUGCACAAGCUUCAGAUUUACCAGAAGCAAAACCUGAGGCCGAGGUAACGGCUCAGAUCACAACAGUCCCUAGCAAAUUGGUUGAUACUGAGGCUGAAAGUGCCACAGCUGAAGGUAUCGCCCAGCCUGAUAUCAAAGAGGACGAGUUCGAUGGCGACAUUGAAGAAUUUGUAGAAGAACCAGAGAUCCUGACCUCGUCAAGAGUGUCUGUUGGAGGCAGAAGCUCGCCGACAAACUCGGAGUCUGGGAGACCCGCGUCUAUCAUUCUUACAAGAUCAAGCAGUGUGCGUUCUGUCCGGGUUAUUGAAGUGCAGGGACCUCGUUCACGGGCAAGCUCGAUUGAAUCAAACUCGCGCAGUCCUACCCCACGCUCAGUCAGCUUCUCUCGUGAAGAGAUUGUCUCUAAAACCCCUCCUAUUGUGGAAGAAAAAGAUCCUUAUGCGAUACCCUACGUCACCGUUACAAAGAAUACUUCAAGCACUGUUUCAUCUUAUGCUGAGGAUGUACACGAUGUUGUCUCUACGCUGUCCCCACCUCCACGGAGUCGCUUACCUCCCCGAACAACAUCUACCGCGGCAUUUUCUCAUACAUCGGCGCCUACCAUAGUGUCUAUAGUUACAAAUGCAAGCCUACCGCAAGAGGAACGUUAUGAGGCUUUCCAGCGACCCACAAAUGGGCUGAGGAAUCCACCAAUGCCGACCUUGCCAGAGAGGAGUGCAAACAGACCAGUUUAUAGCCCGACGACGUCUACUCAUCGCACUGCCCCGGAAUCACCAAGACUCCCACGUUCCAUACAGAACGAUAUGCCCUCGCCGGCUAGAUUCAGGCCGAAACGGACCUCUGAAGAGAGUAGCUCUAAUCGCCCAGCAGAUGUUGCUCGUGAUUUUGAAGAGCUGAUACAAAGUAAUGAGACUUUACAGUACACCUUGACACCAGAGAACAUGCGAGACAUUGAUUCUCAGCCAUCCCAAUCUAGCAUUAGCCCAAGUGCUAGUCAAAGAACUAGAAGAAGCGAUGACGGGAAGUUUGCAGAACGCUCGAGGUCUUCCUCGAUCAAAAGAUCGCUAUCUGUGAACAAGGCCUCGGGAUUAAGCUCUCACCCUUCUCCUGACAUGACCAAUGGAAGAUAUAGCAACGGCACCUCGAAAGCAUUAACUCCGGUAUCUAUGAGAAGCCACACGGCGCCUGUGCCUCAGGCUAGGGAUGCUAGAGUUCCUCGGGAAUCGCUGCAAGAUUUUGCCGAUUUUAUCCGCUCCACUGGACCGCCGGUGACAAACGCCACUCGAACAGAAGGACCAUUGUCAAAUGGCUCGGCCAAUGUACGCAGCAUCACUAGGUCGCCCUCCGUCACGAACAGCUCCAAUAUGGAAGCUCGACGAGGACCUAAAUUGCAGGCUAGGGAUGCUACUGUCAAUACGACAAACGAAAGCUCCGACCUAAUCGAUUUCAUUCGCCGAGGACCACCCAGCACUAAUAGUCAUCGAAUCCCUCGCACUGUUGCGCCCUUCCGAAAUACACAGGAUUCCGACUACAUGUCGAGUGCUGUUGGGGGAAAGGCCGUCGACGCUAUCAUUCCUAACGUACGGACCAGUCUAGCCUCCACAAACAUAACAGAGGCAUCCGCCCCAUCGUCAAUGAACUCACAGAGCGCGUUACUGAACAAGUCAAAUCGGCAUCAGUUAUACAAUGGGAACAGUUUUGAUGACGACGAACCGAUGCCGAAGCGGACACAAAGACGAGUUCUUGACCCCUAUGCAAUCGACAUCAGCGAUGAGGAAGAAUUUGAUAUCUAUCCUAAGGCGCAGCCGAAGCAGGAAGAGAGCCUAAUUGAUUUCUUGAACAACUAUGCACCCCCCGCAGAACCUCAAACUCAGUUUCUUCCACCGAAAAAGAAAUCUAGUGCACCUAAUUUGAUAGCAAGGUUGAGAUCAGGGUCAUCAACUGGCUCUAAUGGGUCUGCUCAUUUUCGAAAAGGAUCAGGCGUGUCCGACAAUCGAACUCUAAAUAGCCGUACGGGUUCGAAAGUUACGCAUACCCCUAUUGUGAUACCUCCCGUGGUAGAUAGAUACGCCUCUUCUAUCAAAACAAUAGAUCCUCCCCGAAAUGGCUCGGUUGGACGCGUUCCAAUGAAGAAGUUUGAGCCACGAGAUGCUUCCUCAGCAAGCGCUCAAACAACAGACCUUGCCAAUUUUUUUCGUGAUUCGCGACCUCCGCCCUCAAUACCAACCUUUACACCGCCACCUGAAGACAAAGCCAGUAGUGGAUUUUCUCGGAUGUUCGAACGACGCAAGAAACCAACGGCAUAUUAGUUUAUACACAUGAUUCGCAUCAUUUCUCACAUGUAUAAGUUCCGAAUUGUUGUUCGUUUUCCAUUGGGGGUGCAACAUUCCGAUGAACAUAAGGACAGUUGCGAUAUAUAUCUAGCCGCUUGGCCCCGCGUAUUUGCGCUUCAGACACACUAUUGAUACCACUUCGCUUCUUCUGUUGUGUUAGACGGCUCACACGCCCAAGGGCCUUUCAAACAAAGUAUAUGCUUUAUCUGGGUGGUAUAGCCGUUGUUUGCCGAAUAAUAUUGGUUUACGUACCUGGAGUGGUUAUAAUGCUCGAUUUUAAGAUUCUAUAGGGG
This is a messenger RNA of Xylaria bambusicola, 4473 nucleotides long. RefSeq lists its product as uncharacterized. The record is from RefSeq and is a predicted model, not a curated record. Bases 470 to 4156 code for a protein of 1228 amino acids. Lineage: Eukaryota; Fungi; Ascomycota; Sordariomycetes; Xylariales; Xylariaceae. The transcript has 2 exons.